Molecule: messenger RNA, 2230 nt
Organism: Sphaerodactylus townsendi
Lineage: Eukaryota; Metazoa; Chordata; Lepidosauria; Squamata; Sphaerodactylidae
Gene: FANCC
Product: FA complementation group C
Exons: 16
Coding region: 327-2006 (559 amino acids)
Biological process (GO): nucleotide-excision repair; interstrand cross-link repair; cellular response to oxidative stress
Cellular component (GO): Fanconi anaemia nuclear complex
Source: RefSeq, a predicted model, not a curated record
CAAGAACCACCUCUUCCCUUGCCUGUACACGCCUCCGGUCCCGCAGUGCGCAGCCACUCUGAACUGAGGCGGUGUGCGCAGGCGCACUGGGGUAGACGAGGCGGGCUAGGAAUUAUUGGCGCGCGCUCUCAAAUAUUCCCGCGGCUGUUCCGGUGGAAGGGAGACGAAUUCUUGGAUCAGAUGUUGUACCAGAAGACAGGAAGCAGAACAUAUCCAAAGGAGGGCAACAAAGAUGGUGAAGAGUCUGGAGACCAAGUCCUAUGAGGAAUGGUUGAAGGAAUUGGGUAUGUUUACCCUGAAGAGGUGACAACUGAGAGGUGAUAAAGAUGGCUGAAGACUCUGGAAUCACAAAAUCAAACUUUGAGUUUUGGCUGCACAAAGCUCUUGAGUGGGGUCAAAUCACCAUUCCAGAAUCUCAGCAAGAUGUCUGCCUUCACUUGCCUGAAUUACAGGAAUUUCUACUGCAGAUUUAUGGGGCUUUGAAACAUACGAACUGUACUGGUGCAGUCCAAAAGUUUCCAUUAAUCGGACAAUUAUUGGGAAGACUUUGCUGGAAUCCAUUUGUUGUUGGCCAUGAUGAAUGCCAGAAGAUUCUAAUGUGGUGCUUAUGUUGUCUGUACAGUGGUGAACCACAGAACCCUGUGGAAUUGAAGGCCAACAGCUGGAUACAAAUCUCAUUGUGCCAUCUCUUGUCACUUUCUGGACUGGGGCAUCAUGAUGGUGAUAUUGACAACUUCAUUACAACUCUGGGACUGACAUCUGCAGAUUACUAUGUGAAACUUGUUGAAAAUGUUGUCUCAUCACUAGUGACAGAACUCAGCAGAAACUGGUUUAAUAGAUUUACUAGUCAACAAAGUAUUUCUUUGCGAGUAAGAUCUGUGUGUCUUCUCUGUGUACCACUUGUUAAUUUGCCUGAUAUAACACCACUGCUGGAAGCCCUUCUUAGCUAUCAUGGAGAUGGAACAGAAGAAGUCCUCCAUUGUGAGUUUUUAGAAGCUGUGAAUGAAGCCAUUUUACAAAAAAAGAUUUCGUUGUCUGAAUCUGCUGUAGUGCAGCUGUGGCUUCGCCAUCUUCCUAGUUUGGAGAAAGCUUUGCUACAGAACUUUAGAUGCUUAAUUUCUGGUCAGCCAAGUUCGCUGGAAGAAAUGAUAUACCUGAUAACAAGUUCCCUAUUGCCCCAAGCUUCAUGUCAUCCAGCAAUCUUCGGAACUACUGAAGAAUUUUUCAAGAAUGCAUUGCUGGAAACCGAUGGAGCACUAGAAGUAAUGACUGUAAUGCAAGUGUUCACACGAUGCUUUCUUCAGGCUUAUCAAGAGAAUAAUGAGCAGCGCAAGUUUCCACUGAAGGCCUACUUUCCUCAUAAUCCACAUUCACUGUUGAGAGCUUUCCUCAGACAGCCCUCAGAUUUGCCAGCUGCUGGUUUACAUCAGCAUUUGAUUCAUAUUGCCGAAAUGUUGAAAGCAAUAGUAAAAACCAAUUGCAUGAGAUCUAGUAGUAACCUCUUUGACAUCUGGUUUUUGUUCAUCCAUUUUGGAGAAUGGGCUGAUAUGGCAGCAGAACAUUUGCUGGUGUCAGAAGCAGAAUCUUCAGAUGCUUUGUUGUGGCUUUUAGUAUUUUACUAUGAUCCAAAUGAUGAGAAUCAGCAGAGAAGUCAAACAAUGUUAGAAAGUAGAUCGCUUUGUGAGCAUCUCAUAACCUUGUCCAGAACUCCAGCCCUUUCUGCCAGAGAUCUACUGGUGGCAGUUAAUGGCGAACUAAGCAGAAAGCAACCUGCCACCAAAGAACUUGCUGUUCAUUUGAUCAUCAGCUUUCUGCUUUUUACUGCCAAUGGACAUGCAAUAGCCAGAGAAUUCAUUACUCAUUUUGCAGUGACGUAUGGUGAAGUCUCCAGAAUUUCUAGCCUUCUUAGCCGAAUUGCACACCGAGUCAGCCAACUUGAAGUAAAAUAUCAAAGGACUGUAAAGCUGGCCAAUGAUCUUUUGCAGAUUCUCAAAUCUGUGGGUUAGUGUUUGUAGUGAUGCUCAACUUAAACUUCAAUGUAAUAAAUAUAUUAGCAUAAAUUGAAAUAGCCAACUUAGUCUUUACCUCAUAUGAGAGUUUUUAAAAAAAAUUGUGUGAUUUUAUCAAGUACGUGUUUCCAUACUCUUGGACAAUUGGGCAAUUGCUUGUUUCUGACAUGUUUGUUUGGAGAAUAAAGUCACUCGCAAGUGGCAGAGAUUUCUGAAACAAA